UCAAAAAUUUUCAACAUAUGAUUAGAAGGUGAAAGUUGAUGUGAAUGAUGUUAAAAUAUUCUUAUGAUAAAUGUUUUUGAAAAGAAGCAAUAUGGAUUUAUCAGAUAUAGCGCGGCGUCUGAAGAGGAACUUCGAUAGCUAUUCCUCAUAUCGUCGUUUCCUCAUAGUUUUAAUACUGUUUAUUCUAAUGCUUUUAUAUAUGGCACCAUCAGCCUUCAGAUGGUUGCUAUCGAGUUCUAAGCCUCUAGAAAAUUAUGAAUAUCGUUGUAUAUCAGAUAGAUUAGCAGCAUACAAUUUCAAGAGUGCCGAAUAUGAUGUGAAUAUCAGACAUAAACCUCUGCAAAUAAAUGAAAAAGAUUUUAUACCAUAUGCUGGUAACGGUUUCUUUGGAUUGGAGAUAUCUGACAUAGGUCAUAUAAAUAUAAAAUUGGGCAGAUCACUAAAUCUUCCCAUAUUUUAUCACCCAUUGGUUUAUGCAUCUGCUGCAAAUGGAAAUAGCCUCGAAGCUACAGUUGUUGAAUAUAAAAAAGGUAUCAUUCACAAAUACCAUUGUUUUCAGAGCGGCUAUUACAUAUCACAUGAAUAUUAUGCUCAUCGAACUUUACCUCAGGUUUUUGUUCAAGACAUUAAAUUUACUAAUCCAACAAAUUUAUUAUAUGAAGUAGAUUUAGUGUUAGCUCAUAUUUCAAACUGGCCUACGGCCACAACACAGCAGGUUAAACUACAGCAUGGUUCUUCUAUCUUGGAUUAUCAAGCUACAACAGGAUUUGUACAACUACCAAAUGAGGAGCGCAUCAUUGCUGUUAGUGUAGUUUGCAGAAAAUUGUUACCUACACUCAUACUGAAGAAAAGGUCAUCCACAAAUAUUGAGCUCUUAAUGACCAUUGAAUAUUCAGAACCUAUUUUGUUACAAGAUUAUUCUUUGAUGAAAGAUGUUGUGGAACGCAAAGCAAUAGAUGCAAUGAAAAAUGCUCUGAAGAAAGCUCAACACGAAGGCAAAGAAAUAUCACAAGCUUUUAGAGGUCAACAUAUGCAGGUUUGGCAGCAUUUGUGGUCUACUGGGUUUACAAUUAGUGAUUCAAAAGCAGAAAAUUCUAUUAAUGGAGAUCAGAUAAAUGCUACGAUGUACUAUGUUUUGUCCCAAACUCGUUCAUAUGAGUUUGAAGAACAUAUUAGUCAAAUACAAAAGAAUGAAAUUUCUAAAUCAUUGAGUUAUACAGAGGGGUGUUACGAAGGAUACCAUACCUUGCAAGCUGAUAAUUUAUGGAAAGAUUUAAAUACUUUGGAAAAUGUUAACACAGUGGUUAAAUCUUGGUUACUCACUCUAGAAAAACAAGGCUGUCAUAAUCUUGUUAAAGCAGGUGCCAGUGGGAUUAGCCAAGCCAUGGUUCUUAGUUUUGGUGGCCUUCGCUUUAGUAAUCAACAUUUAGAAUUCAAUAUACAUCCAAAAUAUUUGCAUCGUGAUUACCAUUUUCGAAAAUUGAAUUAUGGUAAUUUAACUCACUUAAAUAUUAGUGUAGUAGUAAGAGAUGACAAUAAAGCUGUACUUUAUGUAGCCGUCGAUAGAGCUGAUAGAAAUUAUUAUGCUUGUGAUGGUGGUUGCAUGGACGAUCCCAUUCAAUUAGGUCCUACAAAGAAACUAUUCCCAGUUAAGCUGACUGAACCUUUGACUGCAAUUUUAUAUAUAACUUCUGACAAACAACAUAUGGAAGAUUUGAAACAUGCUAUUCAUGUAAAAGAAGUCAAUGAGGCGCCUGCUCAUGAACAUCAUGUGAUUGCUUUACACAAACAUGGCCAUAGAUUAGGGGGUCUGCCUACACUGUUUUGGGUAUCGAUAUGUUUUCUAAUAAUUAUCUUCCAUGUAUUUUUGUGUAAAUUGAUAAUGACAGAAUGCUGUGAUCCACCAGAUAAGUAUCGCGGGAGGUACAGUAAACCUUGAUUUCUAGUUUUUGAUAGUAAUAUUUAUUUAUAUAGAAUUAUGUAGUCACAAAAUAUAUUUUGUUAUGUACAUACUGUACAUACCAGUGUACUC
Messenger RNA from Ctenocephalides felis (cat flea), 2032 nucleotides. RefSeq lists its product as uncharacterized. The transcript has a single exon. Bases 71 to 1939 code for a protein of 622 amino acids. The record is from RefSeq and is a predicted model, not a curated record. Lineage: Eukaryota; Metazoa; Arthropoda; Insecta; Siphonaptera; Pulicidae.